GCUGAGAUCAGGGCCCUGUUGUGCCGGGUGCUGCACAGACACACAGGGAGAGACAGUCCCCGCCCCAGCUGAGAUCAGGGCCCUGUUGUGCUGGGCGCUGCACAAACACACAGCGAGAGACAGUUCCUGCCCCAGCUGAGAUCAGGGCUCAGAUUAUCUGGUCCCACAGCCUCUAAAUUCUUCCACAAGUCUGUCAGCGUGUUGCAGGUUGGGCUUGAGUUUUUCGUUUCUAGUCUCAGUUCCUUUCCUGUGAGCUGCGUGGAAGGGCGGAGAGGAAGGACUCAUGAGAUGGAAUCUAUCUGACUGGCGCUGACAAGGGUGUAAAACAAGGGUGUAAUCCCCCUUUCUGGGGAUGUCAGCCCAGAGCCAGAGCAGCAGGAAGGGGCUGCGAUGUUCGUGCUGAGAGCAAUGGAAGGAAGUUCACCAGCCACCCUACGGGUUUGCAGCAGCUGCUGUAAGAGCUCCGCGAUGUGUGUUUGUUUCCGGUGCAGGUCCCGCUGCUGCCUGGGACUCGGCUGUGGGACGCACCCACCGAGGCUGCAUGGAUUCCCUCUCAUCCAGAAAAACUACAAAGAAGAUGGAGGCAGAACUGAGAAUCUGCUGCUGAUCGGAACCGACUUUGUUUUGAGGCCGUGUGUACCCACACUUGAACAGUUUCAGUUGAACUGGUGCAAGCGCGUGUGUAGACACUCUUAUUUCAGUUUAGUUUAAACCUCUUCCUAGAGGACGUGGAGCUAAAUCGCAAUCAGUCUGGUUAAAAUAGGAACACAUGCACACGCUUUUCACUGGCUGAGCAUCAUGCCUUUAAACUAAACCGGUGCGUAACUGAAUGUACAUGGAUCCUGAAUCGCAGAGAGUUGUAGCCAGGGAGAUUGAACUGCUCGGAGUCCAGCAUGCCCCCCAGGGACUCCAAGAGAAAGGCGAGAUGGAGGAGCACUUUCACUGCAGUGGAGAUGUGAAGAGAGGCCAGGCUUUGAAACAGGAGAGCAGUAGCAGGUUCGGCUGUGUGCAUGUACCCAGGGCCCUGUGUCUGUGCCCUGGGUCUAACCACACACUCAGGAAAUGUGCUUCCCGUCGAGUCUUAGCCGCAGUCACAGUUGUUAUGUUGAUCAUCAUUAUCACUGUUCUAGCAGUACUUUUAAGAGUGGAAAAAUCCAAAGCACCUCUUGCUGCUCCAGACCCCCCUGCAGUGCCCUGCUGCCCGGACGGCUGGAUCGGGUACCGAGGGAAAUGCUACUAUUUCUCAGAGACUGACGGGAACUGGACCUACAGCCAGAGCCAGUGCUCUGCACUCAAUGCCUCCCUGGCUGGGAUCGACAGUGAGCAGGAAAAGGAUUUUCUGCUGCGCUAUAAGGGCUUCCUCGACCGUUGGAUCGGCCUCCAGAGGAAGCUAGGCCAGCCCUGGAGAUGGCCCAAUGGCACCGAAUUCGACAAUCGGUUUGAGAUAAGAGGAGGCGGCGACUGUGUUUUUCUGAUUGAUGAGGAUUGGUUCGGCAGCUCGCGUUGCAGAACAUGGAGACACUGGAUCUGCAGCAAACCUGAUACCCAUACAAUGGGGAAGGGAUAUGCUGUGAGUCAGAACCUUGAGACUCUUAGGAACUAG
Molecule: messenger RNA, 1603 nt
Organism: Gopherus flavomarginatus (Mexican gopher tortoise)
Lineage: Eukaryota; Metazoa; Chordata; Testudines; Testudinidae
Product: C-type lectin domain family 2 member D-like
Exons: 7
Coding region: 830-1603 (257 amino acids)
Source: RefSeq, a predicted model, not a curated record